AUGCCUGACAGUUUGAAUAACCCAUUCCUCCAAGUUUGGGUCACCCAACCUAUCCGACGCCUUCCCCGAAGCGCGUGGAUCCAUCACCUACGCGUCGCCGCCUAUCGAUAUCGUGUACACAUGACACUUAUUGCUGUGACGUCCCUGUCGGAUGUGCCAUUGCCGCCCGGCCACGACCUCCUUGGCCCAGUGAGCCCUGUGGACCGGUUAACCGCCAAGAGCCCCAAACACGCUACGUUUGUUGACCCGAAGAAGGACCUCAAGCGCGUUCGAAGCGUUGGAUUUGAAGGCGCGGACAUCGUGGAGUUCGAACCGACGAUCUUCACCACGACCGUCACGUCGGGCGGAGUCCCGGUUGGGUUAUCCAACAUGGAACGUCGAAGGAUUCGAAGGCGUUUGGAUUCGUUCGAACUUGAGCGCAAGGAUGAGCGAGUGUGUCGUCAGAACUACAUGGAGGAAGGGUACUUGGAUCCGGACGAGCGAGCGACGAUCUUGGGCAACGCGGGCUGCGAAGCGUCGUCGUUUGAAACUGUGGAAGCCGAGCUCAACCUGAUCAUUGCACAUCGCAAGGAGUCCAACGAAAUGGACGUUCAGUGCAUAUACGGACUGGGCGAGUACGGCGCGGAAGACGACAUCCACCUCUCGGCAUACGACGACGACGCCAGCGACGACGACGACGACGACGGUGGUCCGUCGCCAUUCCACUGCACGUACUUUGCCACGACGGCGGACACGACCCACGAAUGGAAGCAGACGCUGGACAUCAUUGCGCGAACAGAUGGGAUGGAAGAGGGCGGGGUAUGGCACAACCCCUUUCGACCGUCUCCCGAGCAUGCAGACAGGUGUCCAAGUACAAAGGACGACACGUGGAUGGACAGCGACGCAUUGACCGCGUGCAGCAGCGUUUCGACCGCAUGCGAAGAGAACUACUCGGACCUGGACCUGAGCAGCACCGACGUCGGUGACGUGUCAGUCCUGUAA
Molecule: messenger RNA, 981 nt
Organism: Aphanomyces astaci
Lineage: Eukaryota; Oomycota; Saprolegniomycetes; Saprolegniales; Verrucalvaceae
Exons: 4
Coding region: 1-981 (326 amino acids)
Source: RefSeq, a predicted model, not a curated record